CGUUUGCGCCGCUCUGCAACCUUUGUGUGUGAGUUCGAAAUGUGCGCUGAUAAAGUAUUUAAAUGAAUUGAGGCGACCUAUCGGCGAAUCAGUUGAACAUUUGAAGUGCGAAAGUGAGGAUCGGGUAAAUUGUUUGUGGCGCGAGAUUGAUUUUUUGGUGGUUAAUUUCCGGGGACAGAACCAUUGCGUGCCAUUUUGAAGUUAACCGGAAAAGGAGAGAUACAACGAUCGGAGUUUUUGGAGUAGUUGUCGAAACAGGCAGUGUCACACCGGGUGUCAUCAUAAAGAAGGGAGCGUGAAAUAGUUUUGGCGUUCGCUAAGUGGAUAUGAAAUCAUUGCUUAUAAUUGCGGCAGUGCUCUUCGCUGGAGCAUUGGCCUUGGAGAGCGGACAAGUUUGUGAACCAGGAACCAAUUUUAUGGUUGAUUGCAACACAUGUCGAUGUUCUGCCGAUGGUAAGCUGGUAUCAUGUACGAGGAAAUUCUGUUUGCCGGAGGAACAAGGUGACGAUCCCAAGGCACAGGCGGUUGAGGAGUCCAGCAAUGGAAACGAAAAGGAAGAAGAACAAGUCCACACGAAUGGUCAAGUCUGCACACCCAAUGAGGUGAAAAUGGAGGAUUGCAACCGUUGCAAGUGCGCUGCUAAUGGUAUUGGAUGGUUCUGCACCCGUCGGGUUUGUCCCCCGCGGGAGAAGCGCGAGGUGGCGGCACCGAACCGGAAACCAAUGUGCAUGCCGGAAAACUUUUUCUGGAGUACCGAUUAUUGCAACGAUUAUUUCUAUACGGAAACUGGUAUCACAGCUUGUAUGCGGAAGUUAUGUAAUUUGAGAGCUAAGCGGGAAUCGGCUCCAUUGGAGAAGGAGUGCGAACCGGGAAGUACAUUCCUACAUCCGGAUGGAUGCAAUCAAUGCUUCUGCACCAAAGACGGACGGGGUGCAUGUACGUUGAAGCUCUGCCUAAAUUCGGAGAAGAGACGCUCCGUUCGGGCGGCCGGUGAUGCCGAUCUCCCUAGAUCGGAAAUUGCACCGUGGGCCAAUGGAUUUUCAUGCGCACCCAACAAGGCCUUCAAGUAUCAGUGUAAUACCUGUCGCUGUGAUGACUCUGGCAGUAGAGCAGCUUGUACGCUGAAGUUCUGCAUAGAGGGUGAAUACUGAUUUGCCGUUUAUUUUAAGAUAUUUACUUCUAUGUUCACAUUUUGUUCUUCCUUAUAUUAGCGUUCGCAUACUUAGAGCUCUCUAAAAAUAGAACUGAAUAAAAACAAAUUUCGUUUCUUUAUA
This is a messenger RNA of Toxorhynchites rutilus septentrionalis, 1274 nucleotides long. RefSeq lists its product as uncharacterized. Gene Ontology annotation, molecular function: peptidase inhibitor activity. The coding region runs from base 327 to 1151 and encodes 274 amino acids. NCBI's taxonomy places the organism in Eukaryota, Metazoa, Arthropoda, Insecta, Diptera, Culicidae. The record is from RefSeq and is a predicted model, not a curated record. The transcript is spliced from 3 exons.